AUGAAAGAGGGGACUUUGCAGAAGGAGGUUAAGGCUCGCGAUCAGGCCGCCUCUUCUGCCAGUGAAAAAACUAAGUCUUUACUGCAUAAAUUAGAGGAAGCAAUUUCAGAACAACGGAACCUCCAAACUAUAAAUAGUGAGUUAUCGAACACUUGCCAGAAGCUUCAGGAGAAGACAAGAAAACUGAAAACAACUAUUGAGGUACUUCGAAAGCAGUUAACUGAAGGACAACACCAUGGCUUUCUGUUUCAGAGGUUUUUAGAUGAGGAAUUUUCUCACGAUGAUCCCCCGUCCUGCCCAGAGAAAAUUCAACCAUCUCUUCAAGAAAAAUUGAAGCAGUGUUACCACAAACCACACAGUAGUCAAGAGGCAAGAAUUCAUCACAUACCCCUGACCUUGAAAAACACAUGCUGGUAUACGCCUCUUCUGGAUGCCUUGUCUCUGGAUAGUCUUACAGUGAUUCCAAGGCCACAGUUGACAUCUUCCUUAUGUGUAGCCAACCCAACUGAGGCUUCAAGUGAAAGAUCCAAAUAUGGAGAAAUAAAGGAUGGUGCUUUGGAUGUGACGAGACAACACAAGAAAAAUGCAGACAUGUUAGUGGAGUUUGUGAGGACUCUCUACCCUGGUGAAAUUUCCUUUCUGUAUUAA
Urocitellus parryii (Arctic ground squirrel) is the source of this 648-nucleotide messenger RNA. The record is from RefSeq and is a predicted model, not a curated record. NCBI's taxonomy places the organism in Eukaryota, Metazoa, Chordata, Mammalia, Rodentia, Sciuridae.